This is a messenger RNA of Platichthys flesus (European flounder), 2198 nucleotides long. RefSeq names its product finTRIM family, member 86 (gene ftr86). NCBI's taxonomy places the organism in Eukaryota, Metazoa, Chordata, Actinopteri, Pleuronectiformes, Pleuronectidae. The record is from RefSeq and is a predicted model, not a curated record. Gene Ontology annotation, molecular function: zinc ion binding; protein binding. The coding region runs from base 196 to 2016 and encodes 606 amino acids. The transcript is spliced from 11 exons.
ACCCCACCUGUUUUACCAGCUCAGCCUGAAACCUGGAGGUUGCUACAGGUUUUGAGCAGCAUGUGAUUCAAGUCAUCUGGCAAUUCAAACUUGCCAUCUCUGUUCGUGUCACCUCACUUGAACAGGGAGCCGAGUGGUUGUCCGUAUAUAUCCAGCUCUGAUCUCUGUUAACUGCCUUCUUCAACUCAGCACCAUAUGGCCUCUGCGUGGACUGAGGAGGAGACCUUUGUCUGCUCAGUGUGCUUGGACACCCUGAAGGACCCAGCCACUCUACCCUGUGGACACUCGUACUGCCUGUCUUGUAUCCAGAGCCACUGGGACAAGAGAGACAGUAAGGGUGAGUACAGCUGCCCCCAGUGUCGGCAGGUCUUCAGCCCUCGGCCCUCGCUGGCCAAGAGCACUGUCCUUGUGGAGGCCAUGGAACAACUGAGAACCAACAGCUUCAAGCAAAGCUUCUCCCCCGCCUCCUCCGCCCCACCAUCCAUGCCCAUCUACCUGGAGGUCCUACCACAUUUAGGGCCGCGACAGGGCAGCGUGUACCCCCAGCUUCCCACGGUGGAUCCCAGAUCCUGCCCUCAACACAACCAACCCCUGGUGCUGUUUUGCCGUGAAGACAAGGAGUUUGUGUGUGAGUUGUGUUGCCAGCGUGGACACAAGGGACAUCAAGUGCUCAAACCAAAGAAAGAGAGGAAGGAGAGAGAGAAAGAGCUUGUUCACAUGCAGGCAGAGGCCCAGAGGAGAAUUCAGGAGACUGGAAAGAAACUAAAGGAGCUCCCGCAUCUUGCUCGCCAGCACAAGGCGUUGGUCCAGGCUCUGCAGCAAGAGAGCACAGAUUUAUUCACUGAGCUAGCCCAGACCGUGAGUCUAUCAGGCACCCAGGCUGGCGAACUCCUCAGCACCCACGAGACCUCCAUAGGCAGCCAGGUGGAGGUGCAGAUCCACAGACUAGAGCAGGAGGUGGCACAGCUCGGCUGGAAGAGUGAAGAGCUGAACAAGCUGGCCAGCAUGCAGGACCACAUCGGCUUCUUGAAGAAUUUCCUAACCCUGGAGCCACUGGGUAAGAUCGGGGCCUCAGGAGAGUCAGUGCUGGGUCAGGAGGAAGCGGUGGUAGCCUCCAUCCGCUCAGUCAUGCAAGAUUUACAGACAUCGGUACAGGAGCUCUGCAAAGUCAGUCUGGCCAAGAUCAACACACUAGUGAGUCAUGUCUCUGUGGAUUCAACACCCAGUGGUGCAGUAGCAGGUGCAACAGUAUCUGAUAACUGUGAUCAGGAUAAAUCACAAAACACAGUAUAUGAAAUGAUGACAGACGCUCCACCUUUGCCGCCUCGAAGACCUCAAGAGCAUGAGUCUUCAAUAAAAUACCCGGCUCUACAUCCUGCAUGUCCUGAAGCUUCAGCCCCACCUCCACCCCUCCAUCCUCCUCAACCUCACGGGCUUGUUAACCCAGAACCAAAGUCUAGAGGAGAAUUGCUGAAAUUUCGCUUCGAACCCACCAUGGACCCUAACACGGUGUAUCGCCACAUCCAGUUGUUGGAAGGAGGGCAUAAGGCCACGAUGCGGGCUGAAAACCUGAACCCUCCAGACUACCCUGAGCGCUUCCACUUCUGGAGACAGGUUCUCUGCAAAGAGCCCCUGGCUGGGAGCCCCUACUACUGGGAGGUGGAGUGGACCGGCCAAAAGAUCACCAUUGGUGUAGCCUACAAGGAGAUUGAACGCAAAAGAUCUGAUGACAAAAGUCGUUUGGGCCACAAUCCCCAGUCCUGGAGCCUGUACUGGACUGGCACUGGUUUCUCCUUCUGGCAUGACGGUCAGGAAAAGCUCCUCGGCCCAACUAAGGCCAAAAGGAUUGGUGUGUAUCUGGACCAACAUGCAGGGACUCUGGCCUUUUACCGCAUCACCAACAACCAGGCUGAGCUCAUCCACCAGCACCAGACCCACUUCACUGGACCACUGUACCCAGGAUUCAGAUUCUGGGCAGGAGUAGGGGCCUCAGCGACGGUCUGCCUCCUGGAUUAAGUUGUUUAUUUUUUUGAUACAACCUUGGUUGAAAUCAUGACACUUUAACCCAUUCUAGAUAAGAAACUUAUCGUUUUUAUAAUAUCUUUUCGAACCAACCGUUCAUUGCCUGAUGUAAAGUUUCUAAAACUGUCUUUGUAAGUGAAUAAAGGAGGAAUAUACACUUAUUAUCAUCAUUCACA